This is a messenger RNA of Penicillium diatomitis, 2841 nucleotides long. RefSeq names its product putative alpha,alpha-trehalose-phosphate synthase subunit Tps2 (gene orlA). Gene Ontology annotation, cellular component: cytosol; alpha,alpha-trehalose-phosphate synthase complex (UDP-forming). Lineage: Eukaryota; Fungi; Ascomycota; Eurotiomycetes; Eurotiales; Aspergillaceae. The record is from RefSeq and is a predicted model, not a curated record. The transcript is spliced from 3 exons. The coding region runs from base 1 to 2841 and encodes 946 amino acids. Gene Ontology annotation, molecular function: catalytic activity. Gene Ontology annotation, biological process: fungal-type cell wall organization; trehalose biosynthetic process; cellular response to heat.
AUGUCCGAUGAAGGGAACUCGGCCCAUGUGCCGGACGGGCAACCAGACCCCGUCAUUGUCGGACCGGGUCUGAAGGCAUUCAAAGAAGAAGCUUACCAGGAAGCCACCAAUGCGACUCCCAGCUUGCCGGCCGAUAAGAAGAACCCGACCGAUGAUGAUGCACCCUCUUACUUUGCCAACAUCCCCGGCGUCAAGGCCGAGGCCCUCGACACAACCCAGACACGGUCGCAACCCCGAAGGAGAAAGAUGUCUUCGGGAGAGGAACUCUUGCGACGACUGAGUCUCACGGGCGACGCAUCGCCCAUCCUACCGGAGCUGGAUCCCCGUUCACAACAUCCGGGGUUGAAAUUGAGCGGCCGAUUGAUCAGUGCCGCCUUCUGCAUCCCUUACAAAGUCCAACAUAAGGCGGGCUCCGAUUGGGAGCUCAAACCGCGGUCCGGAACAUCGGCCCUCUUCGACUCUUUCAAACAUCUGGCCUCAAAGGAGACCCAAUGGUCCCACACUUUAGUCGGAUGGACGGGAGAGGUCGAGCCCAUCCUGGACACGAAAAUCCCUCUUCAGCAAGCCGUCGCAAACGCCGCCGCGAAGCUCCCCACCAAUGCUACGGCCGCGGGUCCCAUGGGCAUCAACAAGGCGGCGGCCCCGAUCCCCGUCAACGUCAGCCAACAUCCUCCGUCCAACCCGCUGAUCGAUGGCAUCAGCGUGGAGAAAGCGGAGCGGGAGCGACUGGAUCAGCAGUUGGCCUCAAGUCAGUACGGCCGCAUCCUGCCGGUCUGGCUCUCUGACGAGUCCGAGGAGCCUCAUGAUAGCAUUCUCCUCAAAGACCAAGGCCGGUGGCGGAGAUACGCGGAGCGGGAACUAUACCCUCUUCUGCAUUAUAAGCAGCACGGUCCGACCGAUGGACGGUCGGAGCAGCGCUGGUGGGCCGACUACACCCGCCUGAAUCAACUGUUUGCGGAUCGCAUUGCCGCAGACUAUCAGGAAGGGGACGUGGUUUGGAUCCACGACUAUCAUCUCUUCUUGCUUCCCAGCCUGCUGCGCCAGCGUAUCCCGAACAUCUAUAUCGGCUUCUACUUGCAUUCCCCGUUUCCCAGUAGUGAGUUUGUGCGCUGUCUGGCCAAGCGCAAGGAGGUUCUGACGGGCGUCUUGGGCGCCAACAUGAUUGGAUUCCAGACCUUCUCCUAUUCUCGUCACUUCUCUUCCUGCUGCACCCGUGUCUUGGGCUUCGAGUCCAAUUCCGCGGGCGUGGAUGCUUACGGUGCCCACGUCGCCGUGGAUGUGUUCCCCAUUGGCAUCGACGCGCAGGCCAUCCAAAAGGCCGCAUUUGGAGAGCCUGGUCUGGAGAAGACGGUGGAGGGCAUUCGCAAGUUGUACGCUGGAAAGAAGAUCAUCGUGGGUCGUGACCGUCUUGAUAGUGUGCGCGGUGUCGCCCAGAAGCUGCAGGCCUUUGAGAUCUUCCUGGAGAGAUAUCCGGAGUGGCGGGAGAAGGUCGUUCUCAUUCAAGUGACGAGCCCCACCAGCGUGGAGGAAGAAAAGGAGGAUCCGGAGAAUAAGAUCGCGGGUCAGAUUGCCAACUUGGUUUCCACGAUUAAUGGUCGCUUCGGUUCUCUCAGCUUCUCGCCGGUUCAGUACUACCCCCAGUACCUGUCCCAGCAGGAGUACUUUGCUCUUCUGCGAGUCGCCGAUGUCGGACUCAUCACCACUGUGCGUGACGGCAUGAACACCACGAGUCUCGAAUACAUUGUCUGUCAACAAAACAACCACAGCCCUCUGAUUCUGUCCGAGUUCUCCGGUACCGCGGGCACUCUGCCCAGCGCCCUUCACAUUAACCCCUGGGAUCUGGUGGGAGUUGCGGGCGCUAUUGACAAAGCCCUCAAGAUGCCUGUCGACCAGCGCAAGGACCAGCAUCUGAAGCUGUACAAGCAUGUGAUCACGAAUACCAUCAGCACCUGGUCGCUCAUGUUCCUCCACCGCCUUCUCACCAACCUCUCCUCCUUUGACCAGUCUGUAGCCACCCCGGCUCUGGAUCGUGGGAAACUGCUGAAGCAGUACCGCAAGGCGCGGAAGCGUCUGUUCAUGUUCGACUACGACGGUACUCUCACCCCGAUUGUGAAGGACCCCCAGGCCGCCAUUCCUUCAGACCGCGUCCUGCGUACUCUGAAGACGUUGUCUGCGGAUCCCCGCAACGCCGUCUGGAUCAUCAGUGGUCGCGAUCAGGCCUUCCUGGAUGAGUGGAUGGGUCACUUGCCCGAACUUGGUCUAAGUGCUGAGCACGGAUGCUUCAUUCGCCAGCCCCGAUCCGAGGACUGGGAGAACCUGGCGGAGCGAAGUGACAUGGGUUGGCAAAAGGAGGUGAUUGAAGUGUUCCAGCACUAUACGGAGCGCACGCAGGGAUCGUUUAUUGAACGUAAACGGGUGGCUCUCACCUGGCACUACCGCCGAGCCGAUCCGGAGUACGGUGCUUUCCAGGCUCGGGAAUGUCGCAAGGCCUUGGAGGACACUGUGGCCAAGAAGUGGAACGUGGAAGUCAUGGCUGGCAAGGCCAACCUGGAAGUUCGCCCUACCUUUGUCAACAAGGGCUUCAUCGCCACACGGUUGGUGAAUGAGUAUGGAUCGGAACCGGGCGAUGCUCCCGAGUUUAUCUUGUGCUUGGGAGAUGACUUUACUGAUGAAGACAUGUUCCGUGCGCUUCAAAAAUUCAACCUCCCUCAAGAUCACGUCUACUCGGUCACGGUGGGAGCCAGCUCCAAGCAGACGGAUGCGAGCUGGCACUUGCUUGAGCCGGCUGAUGUAAUUGGCACUCUUCAAAUGCUCAACAGCACCUCGUACCAAGAUCGUUAG